CACUUAUUGAUAAAACUUAUCGAUAUGAACAAAAUUUGUCUGGGUGUGUAAAUUAUGCCGUACUUUUAUUGCAUAUUUGUCAGGGUGGUUGCACGGAAACCAAUGUCGAUGUACAGAGACAACAAAUAUAUGCGUACAGACACUUUUUGUCUGUACAGACAACACUACAAGAAAAUUGACCUUUUGCGACGAAUAAUUUGCAACCGACUAUGAAUAUGGUCGUAAUAGAUAUACUAAUAACGACCAAAUUUUAUCUGGUCGCAAAUGAUUAAUUUUUUCCGGACCAUUUUAAUUUCCGUUCGCUACUUCUCUAAUUUCCCGUCCCUAAAAGUUUUGUUUAGGCGGGUGGCGGUCAAUCCAAAAAAGAGCUCUAACUUUUUAUUUUCUAGGGAGUACUUUUCUUUGUUUUUCCUUUAAUUAAAAAAUUGAAAAACAAACCCUGGAGCCCAUCUGCGACUUAUUAGCCUCACGAUUGCAAUCAUACCCUAGCUUCGUACCAUUCUUCUUCUCUACUCAACUUGGCCGCUCCUCAAUCAAACCUCCGAGAAACAUCAUCGCUCGUUCGCGGUCUUUCUUCUGCAAUUCUUUCGUCUUCGCUGCAAUACUUCAAUUCACGAAUUGGAGAAGAACAAAUCCAGACUAUCACAAACGCCGACUACUGGUCUGCCUUCAUAGUAGCCACUUUCCUCAUUUUUGGAAGGGGAAGGAAUUAAAACGAAGAUUAUUCAAAUAGGAAGAAGACGAAGGAAACCUAGCAGCUAACCAGGUUCAAAUGUCUAUUACUUGGGUGCUCCCCGAAGUAACUUGGCCGCUCCCCAAACAGAAAGCCACAUCAAGUUGUCAAGGUAAACACAUUUUCCCAUCACUAUUUUAGCAAUAAUCUUAUGAAAGUGCUGCAGACAGUUCUUAUUAUCUAAUUUUUGAAACUUAUUUGUUCUCAUUUCAACAAGUUUUGUUCAUUGUAUGAGAAAUUUGAUUGUUCAUUUUUCUAUUCUGAUUUUAAUGUGUUAUGCAAGUGAAUUGGUACAGUUUUGGUUUGAUGUUGUUAUUUGGGCUCUUUUGAUUACAUAUUGGUACCCCCUUUAAUGAUUUCUCUGCUUUUUUCUGGACUACACUGUUUGGCUAUUUCUCAGAUUUUUCAUUUUCCUUUGGUUCGAAAUCAUACUGAAACAAUAACAGGAGAAUUUACACACAAAAAUAACAAUAAAAAUUACGCAAAACAAGAGUAUGUAUGCAAGGUGCCACUUCAGUUCAAGGAGUUCAAUAGAGAGUCCAGUAGCAACCCAGUUGUGGGCUUAUUCAGUAGACUGCUUCCUGACUUUUUGUCCAGGGAGGAAGCUUUCGAGGCUAUUGAUCUUAACAAGGUGCCACUUCAGUUCUUUAUUAAAGUCUUGCUCUAGAUCAAACUAAAUUCACAUAGAUAAAAACGCAUACAUAGUUAAUGAGCACUAUUCUGUACUAAAUUGCUGCUUAUGUUAAUUAUAAAGUACUUAAUUCUUCUUUCAAUGUUAAUCUGUAAUGGGUAAGAUCACUAAUUUAAGAUGUUUCUCAAUUUACAAUUUAAUCAUUUCAAUUUAAUCGUUCUCUAUGUUAUUUCAGAGUGUUGAUCUGUUUAGUUUCAUAGUUGCAUUUCCAGUCUGCCAAUCAGAAAAUCUGAGCUUUCCCCGUUCAGGAUAUGCAUCUUUUAAGAAAACCAAUAUGAUAGCUUUGAGAUCGAUUGGGGUUUGAACAUCGGAAUAAGCUGGAGUGUUGUAUAUAUCAGUGUGAUUCCAUUUCAAGAAUAAUCAUAUAGUCUUCAAUGAGCUGGAUUAUACUUUUCACAUUUAAGCUGAUUUCAUAACAAGUUAAUAUUUGAGCUGCACUGAUUUUCUUUCCUUGCUUGAUAUAAAUUUCAGAGUAAUACUCUGAGGUGUUAGGAUUAAGUGGAAGGCCGGUCAACUUUGGAAAAUCAUCACCUAUACGACAUUCCAUUCAAACAAGCAGAAAUCAUACACAAGCUUGUUACUUUGGUUAAGUUGAACUGAUGGUCAUGCUAUUAGCGAAGGCUUAAUUCGUUCACUAAUGGUGCAACAAACGUCUGAGUUUAUAUUGGAUGAUGAAAUUCUUAAGAGAGUCGAUUCACACAUGUUGAUGUUAAUUGUUAAGGUUGCUAUUGCAGAUAGCUCGGAUCAUUUUUAUGUAAUAUUGACGUCAACGGGGUUACGGGGCUGCUGCAUGAAGAUGAAUUACCUCAUGCUUUGCAAUAUACGGACUAUGGAGUAUAUAUAUGAUCCUGAAAAGAUUAAAGAAAUGUUGUAUAUAUCAAGAAAACAAAGAUGGGUGGAUCAUUCCCAGUCAUCACGUGUGGAAAGUGAAAAGAUGAGACGCUAGCUACUUGUUUUAACUAUUUUAGUAGAUUAGAUGAAUAGAUGAUGUAGUUGAUCGAUGAUUAAAUACUUUUUGUAUCAUUGAUUUAGAACCAAAAGUUAAAUAAUUAUAUGCAAAGAAGAUUUUAUCCUA
Molecule: messenger RNA, 2499 nt
Organism: Cuscuta epithymum
Lineage: Eukaryota; Viridiplantae; Streptophyta; Magnoliopsida; Solanales; Convolvulaceae
Source: the annotation of a GenBank genome assembly